Molecule: messenger RNA, 2805 nt
Organism: Brienomyrus brachyistius
Lineage: Eukaryota; Metazoa; Chordata; Actinopteri; Osteoglossiformes; Mormyridae
Gene: ndnf
Product: neuron-derived neurotrophic factor
Exons: 4
Coding region: 421-2145 (574 amino acids)
Biological process (GO): extracellular matrix organization
Molecular function (GO): protein binding
Source: RefSeq, a predicted model, not a curated record
CUCACUACUGGCGGAGGAGGGGGGUAGAGAUCAGCUCAGUCCGAGUCUCAGUAACAGGCGCACGGCAGGAGAGGAGCUCGCUGCCAGCUUCGGGAUACUCUUCAGUCUCCGGACAAAGUGAAUCCGCCAGAUCUGCGAGCAGCCAACACGGUCCAUAAUCCCAUAAACCAGCCGUGACUCUACAGGAAACCUACAGAAAGCAGAAACGGACAGCUCUGUGCUCAUUUCAGUCCCAGCCUCACCGUCCUCUUAAUAUUAUAUUAUUAUUAUUAUUAUUAUUAUUAUUAUUAUUAUUAUUCUGUGUUUUUGCUUUUUGACGUUUUCAGUUUUGACCGCGACGCGUCUACAUCAUUAUUUUUGAAAGACUGCCCAGCUGAAGAAGUCAAACUUUUCAAAACCAAUUUAAACAUUUGCGCAAGGAUGAGGCUGCUGCUUGGACACCUGGGCCUCUGCCUGGUUCUGGCCGUCGGCACCGGAGCCCAGAAGCUGCCCACCAGAGAUGAGGGGCUCUUCCAGAUGCAGGUGCGAGAGAAGGCGCUGUUCCACGACUCGUCCGUGAUCCCUGACGGAGCCGAGAUCAAUGGAUACCUCUUCAGGGACACACCAAAAAGGUACUACUUUGUGGUGGAGGAGGACAACACGCCGCUGUCGGUGACGGUGACGCCGUGCGACGCGCCGCUGGAGUGGCGGCUCACGCUGCAGGAGCUGCCCGAGGACUCCAGCGGAGAGGCCUCUGGCGAGCCAGAGCCGCUGGAUCAGCAGAAGCAGCAAGCCAUGGCAGAGGAGGAGGAAGGGGCGGAGCUCUUCGCCUAUAAAGGCAACGACGUCGAGUCCUACAUAGCCACCAGCUCGCCAUCUGGCCUGUACCAGUUGGAACUUGUCUCCACUGAGAAGGACAGCAGCUUCAAGCUGUACGCCACCACUACCCCUGAGUCGGAUCAGCCAUACCCAGAGCUGCCCUUCGAUCCCCGGGUGGACGUCACCUCCCUUGGCCGUACCACGGUGACGUUGGCCUGGAAGCCAACACCCACUGGCUCCCGUCUGAGGCAGCCAGUGCAGUACUGUGUGGUGGUCAACAAGGAGCACAACUUUAAGAGUCUGUGCGCUGUCGAGGCUAAGAUUGGGGGAGAUGAUGCCUUCAUGGUGGCGCCCAAGCCCGGCCUUGACUUCAGCCCCUUCGACUUCAUCCACUUUGGGUUCCCCUCGGAGAAUGACCUUGGCAAGGGUCGCUCCUUCACCUCCAACAAGGCCCUGAGUAACAAGAUCUCCCGCUCAUACAUGGCUAAGCCCAAAGCGGACAUCCAGAAGAUCUGCAUCGGCAACAAGAACAUCUUCACCAUGGCCGACCUGAAACCGGACACACAGUACUACUUUGACGUCUUUGCCGUCAACACUGCCAGCAACAUGAGCACAGCCUACGUGGGCACCUUCGCCCGCACCAAGGAGGAGGCCAAGCAGAAGACGCUGGAGCUCAAGGACGGCAAGGUCACCGACAUCUUCAUCAAGCGAAAGGGCAGCAAGUUUCUGAGGUUUGCUCCUGUAUCCUCACACCAGAAAGUCAUGUUCUAUGUCCACUCCUGCCUGGAUACGGUUCAGAUCCAGGUCCGGAGGGACGGGAAGCUGGUCCUCUCCCAGAACGUCGAGGGGGUGCGGCAAUUUCAGCUCCGAGGUAAAGCUAAGGCUAAGUACCUGGUGCGGCUUCGAGGAAGUCGCAAGGGGGCUUCCAUGCUGAAGCUCUUGGCGACGACCCGGCCCAACAAGCAGCCCUUCCCGUCCCUGCCUGAGGACACGCGCAUCAAGGCCUUCGACAAGCUCCGCACCUGCACCUCCGUCACCGUGGCCUGGCUCGGCACACAGGAGAGGAACAAAUUCUGCGUCUACCGGCGCGAGGUUGACGACGCCUACGGUGAAGAACACCGGCGGCGCGAGCAGAACCAGUGCACUGGGCCUGAGACCCGCAAGAAGUCCGAGAAAGUCCUCUGCAAGUACUUCCACAGUCCAAACCUUCAGAAGGCCGUCACCACGGAAACGAUAAAGGGCCUGGAGCCGGGCAAGUCCUACCUGCUGGAUGUUUACGUGGUUGGCCAUGGCGGCCAUGCGGUCAAGUACCAGAGCAAACUGGUCAAAACGAGGAAGUUUUGUUAAUGACUUUGUAAAUAAUAAAUAUAUUAUAUAUAUUAAAAAAAGAAGUUUAUUUAACUCUAAGCGAUAUUCUACUAAGGAGUGUAUACGGACUGACUACUCACACAGCUUAAGGCCUGUGACAGUAUUGGAACUGUUUAGAGAUCGAUGUGUACAUUUAUGUUUACAUAACCCUGCGGUCGUUCUGGACAGUUUGGACAGCGGGUUUUUGUUUUUCGGCCUGGGCGCACCACCGCCACUGAUUGAUGUGGGUGGGAGGACUCGUUGUCUCGUGUUCCUUCGUCGCUGCAUGAGUACCGCUUCCUGUUUUAGUCCGUCCGGUUUCCUUAGCGGAACAUUCUGGAAAACCCGCUAGGCUGUACCCUCGGCCCCCGUCGCUAUCCAUGUACGCGGUAUGUCCACAGUACACAUUAGAAGACUUUAAAUUAUUUCAUACAUCUGUUUUUUUUUUAAAUAUUAAUUAUUAUUAUUAUGCCGAUUUAAGAAAACGGUAAAUCUAUGAAGUAUGAUCGAUGUUUGGACGCGCUGUUGUGUCUAUCAUCCUGUUUUGUAAAUGUCUCUUUCCUGUGAUGAAACUCUGUGUUUUACUACUAUGUCUCAAAUGUACAAAGUUGUCCUGGCAAUAUCCAUGUACAUAAAAACUAAAUACAUAAAAUGUCCAAA